Balaenoptera musculus (blue whale) is the source of this 1220-nucleotide messenger RNA. RefSeq names its product cell death inducing DFFA like effector b (gene CIDEB). NCBI's taxonomy places the organism in Eukaryota, Metazoa, Chordata, Mammalia, Artiodactyla, Balaenopteridae. The record is from RefSeq and is a predicted model, not a curated record. The transcript has 5 exons. Bases 111 to 770 code for a protein of 219 amino acids. Gene Ontology annotation, biological process: regulation of apoptotic process; apoptotic process.
AGAUCCCAGCUCCGUAACAGAAAACACCACCACUUCAGCUCCAACCCCGUGGAGAACCACCCAGCCCAGAACUCCCGGGAGAGGCAACUCUCCUGCUCCUUCCCUCCACCAUGGAGUACCUCUCUGCCCUGGACCCCAGCGGCCUGCUCAGGUCAGUAUCCAGUAUGAGCUCCGAUUUGGGCCGUAGGGUCUGGACCUCGGCUCCACCACCCCGGCGACCUUUCCGUGUCUGUGAUCACAAGCGCGCCACCCGGAAAGGCCUGACAGCUGCCACCCGCCGGGAACUGCUAAACAAGGCACUGGAGACUCUGAUGCUGAGUGGAGUGCUAACACUGGUGCUGGAGGAGGAUGGGACCACAGUGGACAGUGAGGACUUCUUCCAGCUGUUGGAGGAUGACACAUGCCUGAUGGUGCUGGAGUUGGGACAGAGCUGGAGCCCCAGCAGGGGUGGGGUGCUGUCGUAUGGCCUGGGCCGGGAGAAGCCCAAGCACAGCAAGGACAUCGCCCGCAUCACCUUCGAUGUGUACAAGCAAAACCCUCGAGACCUCUUUGGCAGCCUGAACAUCAAAGCCACGUUCUACGGGCUCUACUCCAUGAGCUGUGACAUUCAAGGACUCGGCCCAAAGAAAAUACUCAGGGAGCUCCUCCGAUGGGCCUCCGCACUGCUGCAAGGCCUGGGCCACAUGCUGCUGGGAAUUUCCUCCACCCUUCGUCAUGCAGUGGAAGGGACUGAGCGGUGGCAGCGGCAGGGUCGCCUCCAACCCUACUGAGAAGGGGCUCUGAGCUUCUGCCCCUAGACUCAUUCCAAGAGACAGACUGUAAGGACUGUGACAGCGUCAAGUUUGGGGUCUACACACAGUGCAGGCUCACUAACUCGCUUGUUUUCCCCAGUCUUCUGAUCCCAUAGUGACAGGCCCAUCAGCCUAACGCCUUCCACCCCAGCCUAUACCCAUUGCUGAAGAAUACUAUCCAUUCCUAGCCAUCUUUCCAGCCUCCCACUUACCCUGAAAGGCCACAGCCUGUCCACAGGCAUCUGGAUCCCACCCUGAUUGCUGCUACAUCUAGAGGUCCUUACCACUCCCCUCCUGUCCCUAAGCUCCCCAGUGCCCUGAAGAGAGCCCUCUCUAACUUCACCUUGAGAUCUCUAUUUCUUUGUACCCUUCCCCCCCAAAAUAACAAAGGUGUUUCCAGUAAAAAUAUAAAAAUGUUUAUCAAUAAGA